GUCCAGUGGCGGCUGGUUCAUUCGCCAUCUGAUGCCGGCCUACGGUGACCGUUAUGCUGUGACCUGCUUCGAUAGUCUCGACUACUGCGCCUCAAGAAAUAAUUUCAAGGCUGUCGCGCAGUCGGCGACUUUUCAUUUUGUCAAAGGAGAUAUCUGCGCUCCAAAGGAUGUAGGAAGUGUGCUCCGCAGCUACCAUAUUGAUUCUAUUAUCCAUUUCGCUGCUAGGUCCCAUGUCGACACAUCACUCAACGACCCUCUGUCUUUUACGCGAACCAAUGUCAUAGGUACCCAGGUGCUGCUAGGGAUCGCUCGAAAACUAGGCUCGAGUAAACGAUUCAUCCACGUGUCCACCGAUGAGGUAUACGGCGAGAACGAUACUCAACGCCCUUUGGCCUUCACCAAGGAGCAAAGCCUACACCCCACAAGCCCAUACUCAGCCAGCAAGGCCGCGGCCGAGAUGAUCGUCCAGGCAUAUCGAAAGUCGUCUCGCAUGCCAGCCAUUAUUGUGCGAUGUAAUACUGUGUUUGGGCCACAUCAAUUCCCUGAAAGUAGGUCUCCUCCGACGCUAUUACUAGCGAGUGACCCUUUAAUCAAAGCCCGAUUUAGAGCUUAUCCCGCGCUUCAUCACUCUCUUGAACCAAAGGAGAAAAAUGCCGAUCCAUGGAGAUGGUCACACAUCUCGGCAUUUCUAUGGGCGGGUGAUGCUGUAGAGGCGCUCGAUGUGAUCUUCCACAGGGGGCCUGACGGCGAGACGCACAAUAUCUCCUCCAACGACCACUUACAGGUUGGAGAGGUGGCGGAGAAAAUAUUUCGAUGCUUCCAUCCCGAUGGGACCCAUGAGCUCGACGACUGGAUUGAGUAUGUUCUGGAUCGCCCGUUCAAUGAUAGUAUGUACUGGACCGACGACUCCAAGCUGCGUGCGUUUGGAUGGAAACAGCGGACGAAUUUUGACGAGGUACUACAGGUGACUGUCGACUGGUAUUGUCGGGAGAGCGAGGGCUUUUGGCCAAAUUGUGAUGGUUCGGCGAGUACCGUCGCCCUUGAUGGCGAUAUUGUUAUUGCUGAAGGCGACCGUAUUCGAGCUGUAUAAACAUAUUCAUGUGCACCGCCUGGAUAAUGGAGAUAAUCGCAUUGUUUAUAUCAUUUCGUCAGCUAUAAAUAUCUUGAAUACUUGUUAUGGUUCCCGUGAAAUGAAAUUUAUGCGGGCGGGGGCAUAUAUGUGUAAAGUCCAUAUAAUAUACGCUAUGGCAUUUCCCAAGAGACUGGUUAUUAUGGGUCUAGGAAACCAACACAUGGCUGGCCGAUCUGGGGCGGCUUUGAUAUAAUAUAUCUUAAUAUAAUAAAACCCCUGCUAUCAAGUGGAGGAAGCGUUAGACAAGGCCCAUGCUGACUCGCUUUCUGCACCAGCAGCGAUCUUGGACCCUGCAUACUCAAUUCUUUAGCUCAGGACCGUCUCCCAUUCAUACUGGUGUUUUUCACGCAGCAUAUGCAUAUACCCCCU
Messenger RNA from Aspergillus pseudonomiae, 1501 nucleotides. RefSeq names its product dTDP-D-glucose 4,6-dehydratase. Lineage: Eukaryota; Fungi; Ascomycota; Eurotiomycetes; Eurotiales; Aspergillaceae. The transcript has a single exon. Gene Ontology annotation, molecular function: dTDP-glucose 4,6-dehydratase activity; oxidoreductase activity. The record is from RefSeq and is a predicted model, not a curated record. Bases 32 to 1090 code for a protein of 352 amino acids.